This is a messenger RNA of Acanthamoeba castellanii str. Neff, 231 nucleotides long. RefSeq lists its product as uncharacterized. The transcript has 4 exons. Lineage: Eukaryota; Discosea; Longamoebia; Acanthamoebidae. The record is from RefSeq and is a predicted model, not a curated record. The coding region runs from base 1 to 231 and encodes 76 amino acids.
AUGGCCGCCCCGCCUCCGCCCCCACCCACCGCUGGCGCUCGCCUCAGCGCGCCCAAGCCCGCUUCUGUUCCCGCCAAGAAGACGUGGGCCGAGCUGUUCCCCUACCACUGCGCCGCCCAAUUGGGGGACGUGGCUGGGCUCACGCAGCAGAUCGAUGCCAUGCCGGCCAGCACCCGCACCGCCCAGCUCAGCGCCAGGGACGAGGACGGAUGCGUGUUGGGUUUCGAGUGA